AAACGCUUCACACGGAAGGAACUUCAAACAUUACGUACUUGGCUUCCUCCAAGCUAGUCUCUCUCUUUAGUUGGAUAUAUCACCGUGAUGUUAGUGACGAAGUGCAUCAAACUUUGCUUUGUUAUCUCUCUGGUAACAAACACGAUUUUAGGCCAACGCGGAAGUAUUGAGAAAUUAGAUCUUGCCAGACUGUUCGGUGAAACUUUUGACGCAGGCGAUGACCUAGACGUUAUAUCAAUUACACCAAAGCGAUUACACCGAAGGUCGAUCCAUUCUUCGCGAACCCUUCACGAAUUCCGAGCCUUUGGAAAAUAUUUUGAGCUAUCACUUAAACCCAAAGAAGACGUCGCUUCAUCAAAGCUAGUUCUUAUGCGAAAAAGACCUGGUGACGUAUGGUUCAAAGAAUUAAACACUUCUCCGGGCAGGUUUUUACAAGGUCACGUGACGACUGAGCCGUCAUCCCACGUGGCGUUGCGGGAGCUGAGACCAAACGAACUGAGCGGUGUCAUUAUAAGCGACGGUCACGAGUACAAGAUCGAGCCUGUGCCUCACCACAUCAGACGUAAAAUGGACCUGGAAGGGCACGGACAUCACGUGAUCAGCAGAAAAAGCUUGCGCUCCAAAAGGUCCCUCGCGGAACCGAUAAGAGACAAUACGGCGUCCUUUGAAAGGAAGCUCUCAUCGCGCAAGAAGCGAGCUGUGCUUGAGACCAAAUACAUCGAAACCAUGAUCACGAUGGAUAAAUCGGCCACGGAUUACUAUGGAAAUAGAAGUAUGGACUACGCACUGGCGGUUGCUAAUAUGGCAAGCCGAUUAUUUGGUGAUAGCACGGUUGGAUUCCGACUAGUUUUGAGUCUAACAAAAGUCAUUCUCAUCGAAGAUGACCUGCCUGCACUGAAUAUAACGACAAACAAGAUCGACUCAGCCGCUGAUUACCUCAGCGUGUUCAGCAAAUGGUCUCAGACAGUCAAUACUCCGGCAGGAAAUGCUGGACACUUUGAUCAUGCUGUCCUGCUUACGAGAGAUAUCUGUGGGAUGAAGGAGUGUCAACUUGAUGGUCUCACAUACUUCGGGUCACCCUGCAGCAACCGCUUAGGUGCAAGUAUCAACAACGCUUAUGGACUGGCGGCUGCAUUCUCUGUUGUACACCACAUGGCUCACAACUUUGGCGUGGAGCAUGAUCAUGGAGCAUGCGCUAAUGGACAUAUCAUGAGCGCUGACCAGUCAACGGGCGCCACUGCAUUUCAGUGGUCUUCUUGCAGCAGACAAGCACUAAUUGAAAUAUUCAGUCGAGUCAAUUGUUAUGAUGACCGGCCUCUCAAUUCCACCGCUCUGCCCAGUCUCCCGCCAGGCUAUACAUUUGACGCGGACGAGCAGUGCAGGCUCGCGUAUGGCUUGGAGUACCGACUUUGCCGUCAGCAGAGGUGUGACUCGCUGCUCUGCAUAAAAGGCUCCAAGUGCAUAAACCCACGUAACAUACUUCCUGUCGACGGAACUCCAUGUGGAAACCGGAAGUGGUGCAUCAGCGGUAUUUGCGUGAAUAUUGAUGACAGCCUCCCUGUGGCCGUGGAUGGUGCCUGGGGGGCCUGGGGAGAUUACAGCACGUGUUCCAGGACAUGCGGAGGCGGAGUGCGACAUCGAUCAAGACGCUGCGAAAACCCCAAGCCAGCUAACGGAGGUCAAGACUGUCCCGGUUCCACCAAGGGGGAGUGGAGGAUAUGUAACUUGCAGGAUUGUUCUCCAGGGAGCGAAGACUACAGAACAACGCAAUGCAAGACCAUCAAUUCGACCUAUGAUGGAUACAACGCCACCGCUGACCGCUGUGAGCUGUGGUGUCGUGCAGGCUCGUCUUACCCUAUUAGAGAGGGUCACGUGUCUGACGGGACAAAAUACGACGAGACAGAUCCUGACAUACAGGAUAUAUGUAUUGAAGGAAAACGAGUGAGUGUUGGAUGCGACAACGUUAUCGCCUCUGGGGGAAUAUUGGACAGAUGUCGUGAGUGCCUUGGCAAUGGCAAUAAAUGUGUCCGAAAAGAGGCGAGAUAUACAGAACUGUGGAACCGAUACGGUCCGUGGAAUGCUCGACAAAUGAUGACCCUUCCUGUAGGAACAGUGAACGCCAUGAUAACCGAAGAUAAUGCAACCAACAAUUUUGUCAAUCUGAAACUUGCCUCAGCCGCUGCAUCGGACGACCCUUUUGUGUUUGGAGAAUUUCCGCUGACCUUAAGAGUCAAGGUGGCGGGCACUAUCGCUAGUUACGAAAACCCGGUAAUCAACUACGCCGAGAAAAUGUUUAUUCAAGGCCCUACGAAUGCCGAGCUGGUACUCUUGUUUAUCUACGCCAAUGAAGCAAAUGUCGGGUACACCAUCACAUACUACGCUCCCGGUCAACCAAACGUAACCUCGCUCAUCUGGAAAAAUGUGAAAAGCGGCAUCUGCAGUAAAACAUGCGCAGGAGGAACCCAGCCCCACACAGUGACGUGCAUCAGGGAAGACGACGGUUCUCAGAUCAGUAGUAUACAUUGCAAUCAAGACACCAGGCCCCCAGGUUACGGUCCGUGCAAUACACAGGCCUGCCCUGCAAAGUGGGAGAUACACCCAUGGGGUCCCUGUUCACGGAGAUGUGGCGGAGGGAAUCGGUCGCGGGAGGUACUCUGCGUACAGCAAGUCACGCAACAAUCGAAUGUCACGGUGGACGAGAGCUUCUGUAACGCAACUAAGAAACCAACAACAUCAUCAACAUGUAACGUGGUGGAUUGUGGGCCGAGUUGGGAAAUAGGAGAUUGGUCGCAGUGUACUGGAAAUCCUGGGCAGCAGGGAAACACAAGCAGGAAAGUGGAGUGCCGAAACAGAUUCGCGAAUGGAAGCAUUUCUGUUCUCGAUGACGAAACGUGCCUUGAGUUCUCAACCAAGAUACCAGAUAGAUGGAAGAGCUGUUUAAUAGCUGAAACCCCUCCUGGUCCCCCCUAUGACAUCUCGGUUUCAUUUGAGAAUGAAACUUACCACGUGACAUGGAGAACACCGAUUGAGACAAAUGGGAGAAUCGAUGGAUAUAAGGUGUUCUUUGAGCUCAGGAACUUGACAGAAUUGCUGAAGAACACGAUCGUUGAGACAGAGGGGAGUGAGACCUCGCUUGAUGUUCCUCUCUCGAGUCUGUUCGGUGAUAAAUCUUACUUAGUGCGAGUUGCCGCCAGGACAAGUAAAGGUUACGGGAACUAUAGCGAUGACGAUCAGGUCGUAAAGACGCCAAUUAAAGAACCGCCGAUGGAGACAUCUCCAUCAAAAAAGGUUUCUGAAGGACAAACAACCGCUCGAAUUGAAAUUCCCAAAUUCUCAGAUGUCAAUGGUCCCGUCAAGUACUACCAGGUUUUUAAUGCCGUCUAUCUCCGAUACGCUCUAACUACAGCCUCAAACCCGCAAAAUGUCAAUUCCUCAGAACUUGUGAGCUACUGCGAAGCUCACAAAUCAUACGUCCCGAAAGCGUACCUAGUUUUCGCAUUCAAAGCGAGCGAGUACCCGAAAUACAAGAUAUUUACCUUGGGGACAGGACAGGGGACGAAAUGCGAUAGAAAGAGACGAGGGAUCAGUGAAUUGGAGUACUACAACGGACCACUGCAGCCAAAGAUCGAGUAUCAGCCGUUUAUACGGUGCUACAACAGCGAGACAAAAUACUCCCAGUAUUCCUACGACAGCUUCAAGGUGUCAGGUUCUCCACCAGUUCCUACGCCUUGGUGGAAUAACAUCCCUCUCUUGGUUGGAACAGGCGCGGGGUCCGUAAUCCUGAUUGUCAUGUGGGGAGUCGUGGUGUGCAAAGUGCGCGAAAUAAGGUCAAGAAGAACCGUUAGAGAUGAAGAGAAAAUCUCUAGAAAUUCUACUGUGGAGCAAGCCCCAGAAGACCCUACUAUUCGAGCAAAGAUAAGAAGAGAAAGUCGCUGGGACAGCCGACAUAAGAUGCUCACAACUGGGAUCUAGUGGGACCUAGAGCGAUCACGUUAUUUCUCUAAAUAGUCACGUGACAUGUUAACUCAGUCCCGCUCCCAACUCAUAAUUACUUGAGGAAAGUACGAAGUAAUUAUGUACAAAUACAGGUUUUAACUCCUUUACCUGCUUGCUUAACUUGGAGCGACGCUCUGUUGUGUGAGCCUUCAAGGUCUUUCCGUGGUGAAGUAUAAUAUAGAAUCUAAUGAAUUUUAGAAUGUUAAUAUGAAUGUGUAGAUUACCCCGACUUAUCCUAAACGAAAAGCCUCUCCUAUGCCUAUCCCAUCUAUGCUAGGAGGGGCCUCGUCUGCAAGAGUCCUAUGGCUAUCCCAUCUAU
Messenger RNA from Nematostella vectensis (starlet sea anemone), 4315 nucleotides. RefSeq names its product A disintegrin and metalloproteinase with thrombospondin motifs 16. Gene Ontology annotation, molecular function: metalloendopeptidase activity; protein binding. NCBI's taxonomy places the organism in Eukaryota, Metazoa, Cnidaria, Anthozoa, Actiniaria, Edwardsiidae. Gene Ontology annotation, cellular component: extracellular matrix. The coding region runs from base 88 to 3972 and encodes 1294 amino acids. The record is from RefSeq and is a predicted model, not a curated record. Gene Ontology annotation, biological process: extracellular matrix organization; proteolysis. The transcript is spliced from 30 exons.